AUGGCACAUGCGCAUCCAAGUGCCAACUUCUCGCACCACGAGACACGUCUCCCGAGUGACGGCUGGUCAAGUUCGGGGGAACCCUUGACGGAGAACACAUCGAACCAACUCACUCCGCACACAUACAGCGCUGGAAGGAUGGCACCCGAACUGAACGAAAAGAACGGGAUUGAUGAAGAAGAAGCUGCUCUUUAUGAUCGACAGAUAAGGCUUUGGGGGGUCGAGGCCCAAAAUCGGAUGCGAAGAAGCUCCGUUCUGAUGAUCAAUCUCAGGGGAAUUUCUACCGAAGCCUGUAAGAAUAUCGUCCUGGCUGGAGUAGGCUCGAUCACCAUUUUGGACCCGAAUGACGUAUCGCCCGAAGAUUUAGGCGCUGGGUUUUUCUUUCGCGAGGAGGACAUUGGCCAAAAGCGUGUGGAAGUUGCUCAAAAAAGAGUGAACAGUUUGAACCCUCGAGUCAACGUCAUUGGACUCACGUGCGACCUUGAGUCGAAAAUCGACGAAGAUGGCUUUCUGGCAAGCUUUGACAUCGUUUGUCUAACUGACUCUAGCUCAUCGGUGAUUGAAAAGGUCAACUCGAUUUGUAGACGCUUUCAAAAACCUUUUUUCGCUGCAGCCAGUCUAGGUAUUCAUGGUUACAUUUUUGCGGAUUUACUCGAUCACGCGUAUAUAAGUGAAAGGGAAAAGACGUUGGACAACGGUGAAAUCAAGAAAACCUCUGAAAAACGAAUCCAACAAUUUGUACCAUUUGAUGUUGUCCAGAAAGCCCAGCUAAAUCACGUCACACCGAAGCGGGUUAAAAAGGUUUCGCCAUUGUUGUGGGCUUCUCUAGCCUUAUUCGAACUUCAGUCACGUCAUAACAUCAACUAUCCCGAAGGCGAUGAGCAUGCUUCAGAGUUAAUCAACAUCUCAGACAAGCUUUUGGAAACCCGUGGAAUCGAUAAAUCACUUCUACCACAGGACCUGUUGAGACAGCUAGCAAUAACCUCUCGGGCCGAGUUCAUCCCCUCUUGUGCGGUUAUUGGAUCGAUUCUGUCACAGGAAGUAUUGAAUGCACUGGGUGGCAAACAAGCCCCAUUAGCCAAUUUCCUCGUCUUUAAUGGGGAAAAAUGUGCGGGUGACAUCUACGCUCUGGGGAUUCAAAGAACUCAAUCAUAAGUAUAUAUAUAAAUCAAUGUGAUCAUGAUCCUCAGAUAGUCAGAUUCUUUUCAAAUCAGGUCGACCUCAACUUAACUUGUAUCUUAUAUCUGGGUUUCUCGUUCUUUGACUUUCUUUUCGUUAGUCAAGGGAAGUGCAAACGAGGGCUGGAUGCAAGAAUCCGAACAUAUUUCAUGAUGGUCUUGAUAGGUUGAAGACCAGUCACCCUACAU
Molecule: messenger RNA, 1367 nt
Organism: Puccinia graminis f. sp. tritici CRL 75-36-700-3
Lineage: Eukaryota; Fungi; Basidiomycota; Pucciniomycetes; Pucciniales; Pucciniaceae
Exons: 9
Coding region: 1-1155 (384 amino acids)
Biological process (GO): protein sumoylation
Cellular component (GO): cytoplasm; SUMO activating enzyme complex
Molecular function (GO): SUMO activating enzyme activity
Source: RefSeq, a predicted model, not a curated record